AUGGCAUCGCGCGCUUUCCCUCGCUCGGCGAAAGAUCCCUGGGUCACGGUUACGACGCCCGUAGGCGCAGAGGGCGGAGUGUGGCUGCUUGAGAUGCACAACUUCCCCGACAAUAGGCUCGAGCCAGAGUUCAUCAAGCAGGCGAUGCUCCCAGCGCUCGACUUUGUGGAAUUGUCCUGGCACAAAGCCGUCGACAAGGGGACGAACAAAGGCGGCGCGCUCGUCCUCACCGGCGAACGGACCAAGGGCAAGUUCUUUUCGAACGGGCUGCAACUCGCCUGUCUCGCCGAGUACCCGACCUUCUUCAAGGACUACUAUUACAAGCUACUCGCGAGGUUGAUGAGCUAUCCCAUCAAGACGGUCGCGGCGAUCAAUGGGCAUUGCUAUGCUGGCGGAUUGUGUUUGGCGCUCGCCUGCGACUGGAGGAUCUGCAGGCCCGACCGGACAUGGCUCAGCAUGAACGAGCUCCUCUUCGGCGCGCCCAUCCCCGCCGGCAUGGCCUCAGUCCUCCAAGCGCGCCUCUCCGAGCCCGUCGUCCGCAAAGUCAUGCUCACAGCGCACAAGUACACCUCGGCCGAAGCGCUCAAGGACGGGCUCGUCGACGAGGUCGUCGAGGGUACCGGCAGCGAGGAGACCAUCAAGAAGGCGCUCGAGAAGGCGGUCCAGUUGGCGCCAUUGUCCGAGACAGGCGUUCUUCGAGCGAUGAAGGAGACGCUCUAUGCCCCUGCGCUCGCCCAGCUCGCACAAGACGAACAACUGCUCAUCGGCCGUCCGCAGCAGCAGAACGAGGACGCCUUCAAGGCCCUCCUCGCCGCCGAGGUCAACGCCAAGUUGUAG
Molecule: messenger RNA, 837 nt
Organism: Rhodotorula toruloides NP11
Lineage: Eukaryota; Fungi; Basidiomycota; Microbotryomycetes; Sporidiobolales; Sporidiobolaceae
Product: enoyl-CoA hydratase/isomerase family protein
Exons: 5
Coding region: 1-837 (278 amino acids)
Biological process (GO): fatty acid beta-oxidation
Cellular component (GO): peroxisome
Molecular function (GO): delta(3)-delta(2)-enoyl-CoA isomerase activity; enoyl-CoA hydratase activity
Source: RefSeq, a predicted model, not a curated record